Messenger RNA from Cyphomyrmex costatus, 816 nucleotides. It is a transcript of the gene Syx8, whose product is annotated as syntaxin 8. The transcript is spliced from 5 exons. The record is from RefSeq and is a predicted model, not a curated record. Gene Ontology annotation, molecular function: SNARE binding; SNAP receptor activity. Gene Ontology annotation, cellular component: SNARE complex; endomembrane system. NCBI's taxonomy places the organism in Eukaryota, Metazoa, Arthropoda, Insecta, Hymenoptera, Formicidae. Gene Ontology annotation, biological process: vesicle fusion; intracellular protein transport. Bases 42 to 779 code for a protein of 245 amino acids.
AUAAUAAUACUGAUAUAUUUGCAUUAACAAAUAACACAAAAAUGGCGCUUGUCAACAUCGAAGGAAUCGAUCCUUGGCUUACGGAAUAUGACGCAUGUGAGAAAUUGUUUCGUGAAAUUAUGGAACAGCUCACUAUGCGUGAUGGAGAACCAAAGACGUCAAAAGUUUAUGCCAGCUUGUCAGCUAAUAUAAGAUUGCGUAUGAAGCAGUAUACGCGGGAAGUUCAGCAAUUGAAGUCCAAAGUGGAAGAAGCUUCUAAAUUGAAAACAAUAACGUUCGAGGAAGCUGAACGUCGGACGAGACAAGUGGAACAGCUACAAAGCAAAGAUAUUCAGUUACAAAAAUUAUACGAGCCACGUACAAAUGAUUAUAUAUCAUCGCGUGCUAGUUUAUUAAAGGCAAGCUCGUCAGCUUUCGCUGAUGGAGGCACAACUUCUUGGGCUGCUGAUGAUGAUGAUGACAAACCAUUAGAUGUCCAAGUAUCUGUCAAUGAUCUUAUGAGUCAUCAAGAACGAGUAUUAUUAGAACAAGACAAAGGCUUAGAAGAGCUAUGUAAAGUGAUAGCUCGCCAAAAAGAAAUUGGACAAACAAUUAGUAAUGAAGUGGAUCAUCAAAAUGAAAUAAUUGAUGAUCUGGCUGACCAUAUGGACAGGACAGAUGAAUCUUUAAUUAACAAGACUCAGCAGGUUCGUACUAUUAAUUCCAAAGAUCGUACGUGUGGUUACUGGAUAAUAAUACUUAUACUUUUUAUCGCUAUUAUUAUUGUUUCUUUUGUAUAGUGGAUAUUGAAUAUAUAUUAAGUCUAUUAUGAAUUGU